AUGAGUAGUGGUGAUCGUGGUGAAAAAGGAUCAUCUGCGAGUCGCUUUUGGCGUCGUUUCCGCCAGAAGACAUCUUCCUUCUGUUCUUGUUCUGGUCGUACAUCUUCUGAGAGACGUGACGCAAAUGGUGAGGUUAUUCAAGAUACUACCACUACUACUAAUGAUGAGAGUAGUAAUAAUAGUGAUGGUGGGGGAUCGUUUGUAGAGGUGGAUAUGCUUCGUUACGACCUUAACGCUGGACGGAAAUAUCCCGAUAACUCCAUUCGCACUGCAAAAUAUACGUGGUUAUCUUGUUUUCCACUUAGUCUAUUCUAUCAGUUUUACAGGGUAUCCAAUGUGUAUUUUCUCAUUGUCAUGGUUAUUACCCUUAUUCCUGGAGCGAGUCCUGUUAAUCCACUUAGUAGUUUAAUUCCCUUCUGUAUUGUGCUCGGUGCUGGUAUUUCAAAAGAUCUCUGGGAAGACGGUAAAAGACGAGAAUCGGAUCGUCGUGCCAACAACGUAAAGGCGUACGUUUUGCGUGGAAAUGAAUUCGAAGCCGUGGCAUCACGAGAUGUACGUGUAGGAGAUGUGAUGCUUUGUAAACUUGGUGAAGAAGUACGAGCAGAUGUAUUGUUGUUGAAUAGUUCUCACGCUGGUGGGGUAACAUAUAUUGAGACUGCAAACUUAGAUGGAGAAACAAAUGCCAAAACAAGACGAGCAAAGCCGCAGACAAUUGAAGCACUUGGAACCGUAGAAGAUAUUAUUGAUCAUUGUUUACCAUCUGCAAAGAUGAAAGCACACUUCUUAAAACAUGGUACUAUGGAAAAAUGGAAUGGUACGGAAAGAGUUGUUGCUACGACUUCUCCAACAAAAAUGCCAGAUUCUCCAGAUGUAGGAAGUAGAUUAAAAUUAUCAGAUUCUUUAGUAGAUACCGGUCCACUCACUCCAUUACGUUUAGAAAAUUAUAAACCCCCUGAACAUGGUUUACCACAGUUUGUACGACCUCCAAUUCCUGGUAUUGAUACUCCUGGUGUGGAGGCAAAUAAAGAUAAUAUGGACCCAUGCAUACACCCACGCUCAAGGACAUUUCUUACCCCUGAUGCGAAAUAUUUGGAUGGACAGAAUAAACAUAGACGAGGUUUAACCUUUGAUGAACGUUUUAUGGUUGGAAGAGAAGUACCGGUGCCAUCAGAUAUUUUAGCCAUGUCAAGAAGGUAUGAAGAACGAUUAAUGGGUCAAUCGGUAAGAGCCACCGAUACAGAAGGAAUAGGACGUGAUGGAAAGAGGAAAAUAUCAGGAGAAGGAUCUCCAAAUAAAAGUGUAACCCCAACUAAAUCCACCAAGCAUAAUGUUCUUUCUAAGAAUAAUCAAGGGAAAACUCUUGAUUCUAGUGGUUUUGGUAAAAGUGUUAAUAUGACAGAGAAUGUAGAAGUAAAUACAACAACAAAUGGUGUUGUAAUUCUUGGGGCACCACCUUGUCCAGAAUUAUAUUCCUGGAUUGGUCAAUUACGAAUGGGUGAUGGUGAACUCAUUCCUUUAGGUAUUGAACAAUUACUUCCUCGUGGAUGUGUAAUUCGUAAUACAGAAUGGGUUCUUUGUGUAGUAUUAUAUACUGGAAAGAAUACUAAAAUGCUUCUCAACUUACAACCUAAACCAACGAAAAUGUCUUUAGUAGCACGUCGUCUUAAUUAUAUCAAUUUAUUUUUCUUUAUUCUACAACAAGUGAUGCUAUUUAUUAUUUGUGGUCUUGCUGUGGUAUGGCGAAAUUCUCAUUUGACACCACCAGAAGGAACACGUAGUGGUUAUUCCGUUUGGUAUAUUCAGUGGUUUCUCUCACGUUAUUCACCUAACUCUUUAUUUGGACUUCGUUACCUUACCAAUUUUGUUCUCAUGUCAUUCCUAAUUCCACUUUCAUUAUAUGUAUCUCUUGAAUUUAAUAAAGCCAUUCAAAUGAUUCUUAUCGCUCGAGAUAGAAGAAUGGCUAGUUUUGAUGAAUUCAGUGGAGAAUUACGUUUUCCAAGACCCAAAACAUCUGAAUUAAAUUCUCAAUUAGCACUUGUACGGUAUAUAUUUACAGAUAAAACAGGUACGUUAACACAGAAUUGUAUGACUUAUGUAGGUGGAUGUACGGCAACAGAGAAACAUGAUGAACGUGAGAGACCUGGUGCUCUUGGUGAGGCUUUUUUACAAUUAGUCGGUCAACAACAUCGUGAAUCUGCUGGGAUGGCUACAAAAGGACCAGGGGUGGCAUUAACAUCAUCAUCUGGAGAGAAACGUGUACUUCGUCCUCAUCGUUCCACUUCUCCAUUUGAUUUUGAUGAAAAGAAAAUGGAAUCGGAACCACUUUUUCAAUAUUUACGAGCUCUUUCCUUAUGUCAUUCGGUGGUUUGUUUUGAUCGUCAAACCGUAGAUGAUGCGGCUGCGGCUUCUCAAUCUGUACGCAAUAGUCCAUACCCACCUUUAGCUCUUGAGACCAGUGUGAAUAGUAUGCGAGUGAGUAUAAAUGCCGAUGCGAGAGAAAUGAAUGUACAUGAGCGAUGGGCCUCACAUAAUCUUGGUCAAAGUCUCUCAGUUCUUCACGCCAGUACUGCCAGUGGCGUUGGUCGUUUUUUACGAGGACACACCGGUAGUGCUAGUUGGUAUGUUACUCGUCAUAAUGAUAUGCAUGAACAUGAACGCACAGCCACCAUGCCAAGGAUUGUAUUAGAAAUGAAAGAUAAAUCUAAAAUAUAUGAAGGACAAUCAUUAGAUGAAAUUGCACUGGUUACGGCAGCUCGUGAUAAUCUUUUCGCUUUACAAAAAAGGAAUGCCACACAUAUGUAUAUACAAGCUGCAAAUAAAAUGAUGUGUUAUGAAAUUAUUGCAGAACUUGAAUUUACGCCACAACGAAAGUUAAUGAGUAUUUUACUUUGUCGAUGUCCUUUAUUAGAUGAUGCCGCAGAUGCGGAUGGGGCAGAAAAGGUAGAAAAUAGUUAUCAUCGUCAAAAGGAAAAGCCGGUGCAGGAGGUUCGACGGCAAUCACCACCUCCACCACGUGAAAUGGUACUUAAUGUGUUGGGUUCGCAAAGAGGAUUUCCUGUGAAUACAGAAAAUGGAAGUGAUGAGGAAGAUGAGGAUGAACGUCGUCGGUCAAGAAAUACAACAAAGAUUUUUACCGGUGAACCAGAAGGAUUAGAUGAAGAUGAUGAAGAGGAAUCUCCAUACUUACUACUCGUAAAAGGAGCAGAUAAUAGUAUGUUGGAGAUUGUAAACAAUAGUAAUCCACGUAAUGCAGAACUUAAACCUGUCUUUCAACGAGAGUUAGAGGCAAUGGCAAGAGAAGGAUUACGUACCCUGGUGCUUGGACAACGGUAUAUCACAGAACGUGAGGUAUUGGAAUGGCUUCCAAUAUUUAAUGAGGCUCAAUGUAGUAUGCAGAAUAGAAGUGAAAAAUUACAUAGUGCUUAUGCCUUAAUGGAGAAGGAAAUUGAUCUUAUUGGUACCACUGCCGUAGAGGAUGAAUUGCAAGAGGGAGUUCCAGAGACAUUAAAGUUUUUCCUUCAAGCAGAAAUUGUGGUUUGGAUGUUAACAGGAGAUAAACGUGAAACAGCAGUAACCAUAGCGGGUACAAGUGGUUUAGUGGACUCCGCGUAUGAAAAUUCUGUCGUACAUUUAGAUGUAGCCGAUAUAUCUAUGAAUUUUGACUCUUGUGAAGCUGCAGCCGCGGAUCCAACUGUACAAAGUACAUUAAAAGAACAAAUGGAUGCCGCCGUAUUAGCAUGUGAAGAGGCAGAUGCUAUUCAUAAAGGAGAACGUGUCAUAGUCUUGGUAGUAGAUGGUCGAACCUUAGAUGUUAUUUUUGGGGAUAAGACUAUUACAAGUGAUUUCUUUAAAUUAGGAACACGUUGUCGAAGUGCAGUUUGUUGUCGAAUGACACCUUUACAAAAGGCAAAAGUGGUUCGUUUAUUUCAAAAGAAUACCCGUCACACCGCAUUAGCUAUUGGGGAUGGGGCAAAUGAUGUUUCUAUGAUUCAAGAGAGUCGUAUUGGUGUAGGUAUUAUGGGACUUGAAGGAUCUCAAGCAGAAUUGGCAAGUGAUUAUGCUAUUCCUGCCUUUCGUUUUCUUAAACGUCUUCUUGUUGUUCAUGGACGUUUCUCUCUUUAUCGUGAUGCUCAUUGUAUUCUCUUUAGUUUAUAUAAGAAUGUGGUUCUCUGUGUUGGUCUUACCUUUUAUGCCUUUCAUUGUGGUUAUUCUGGUAUGAUAUUAAUGGAAUCCUGGUUAUUAGCCCUCUUUAAUCUUCUUUUCUGUGCCGUUCAGCCUCUCAUGAUUGGAAUAUUUGAUAAAGAUGUAUCGGAUGAAUUAGCAGAAUCCAUACCUGCAUUAUAUCCACCACUUGCCCGAGAAGAAAUGUUUUUUCAUACUCGUUAUAUUGCCAAAUGGUUUAUUGAUGGUUUAGUAGAUGGAUUUGCACUUAUACUAGUGUUAAUGUAUGUGGUAGGGGUAUGGGAUACACUCUAUCCAUACCGUAGUCCAGCCUUGGAAGAUUAUGGAAUGAUGUAUUUUAUUAUGAUGCUUCUUAUCGUCAAUCUCCGAGUGGCGGGAUUAACCACCUGUUAUAAUGUUAUUUUAUUUGGUGUGAUUGCCUAUGGCUUUAUUGUGAUUCCACUUCUCACACUUGCCUAUUCGGCUAUUCCUGAUUUACUUGGAUCUAAUUGGUGUGUGUAUAUUGCGAUGGAGUUAAUGAGUGAUCCAAAGUUUUGGCUUCUUCUUCUCUUCACGGCGGGUGUAUUUCUGGUCUACGGCGUGGCGGUGAAUGCGUACAUUGCGAUGUUUUGGCCGUGGAUGAAUGGCGGGCCGGCAAUGCGGGCAGCGUGGAACUCACCGUACAGAAAAGAACAUCACGAGAGGAUUUUGCGAUUGCGGAGAAGAGCCGCCGCCGCUGCAGCCGCACGUACAGCCUCCUCCACACCUCCAUAA
Messenger RNA from Trypanosoma theileri, 4935 nucleotides. RefSeq names its product phospholipid transporting ATPase-like protein. The record is from RefSeq and is a predicted model, not a curated record. The transcript has a single exon. Gene Ontology annotation, molecular function: ATP hydrolysis activity; ATPase-coupled intramembrane lipid carrier activity; ATP binding. Gene Ontology annotation, biological process: phospholipid translocation. NCBI's taxonomy places the organism in Eukaryota, Euglenozoa, Kinetoplastea, Trypanosomatida, Trypanosomatidae. Gene Ontology annotation, cellular component: plasma membrane. The coding region runs from base 1 to 4935 and encodes 1644 amino acids.